Messenger RNA from Scedosporium apiospermum, 945 nucleotides. RefSeq lists its product as uncharacterized. The record is from RefSeq and is a predicted model, not a curated record. The coding region runs from base 1 to 945 and encodes 314 amino acids. The transcript has 2 exons. Lineage: Eukaryota; Fungi; Ascomycota; Sordariomycetes; Microascales; Microascaceae.
AUGGCAAAGAGACGUCGUUCGAUUUCACCGCCCGCGAUCCCUGCGGGAAAACGGGCCAAGACUCUGUCCCUCCCAAUCCGCAGUACCGCCCCUGGUGUCUCUACCACCUCCUCCGUUGGCCUCGACGUCCAUGGUCCCCCCGGCGAGCCCCAAGCCCAGACCACCACGCCUUCCGCCAACCCAAUGCCCGCUACCCAGCCUGGAACUAUGAACGCGAACGCCCCUCUACAGAACCGGCCUGAUCUCAUCAUCUCCUUCGCCGACUUGCGGCCCCGGGCCGGAUACUGCUACGAUGACGUGGAACGUGCCCCUCGAAGGGUUCGCAAGGCCUUCAAAAAGUGCUUCGCAGCUGCUUCUAACGUUCUUAAUAGAACCGCUUUUGAUCGGAAGCUGGUCGAGAUUUUUGACGCCGCAGCCAGUCGCCUCACAAAGGCUCUUGUGUUUGACUCGGCGUUGGCUCGAGAUGUCAUCAACUCCGUUUCGUGGACCGAGCCGAUGGACCCCACUGGUCUCGCCCAGAUAAUGGGCUAUUUUUAUCGGGCGCGUCUUCAUUACUUCGAUCGUAUGGCCGACCCUGGCUACCGCAGGCGCCACCAGCGACCCUCUUGUGCCAGCGCCCAGGCCGUCGACCGUCUCUAUCUGGCGGCCAUGGCCAAGGUCGAGCAAGGUACGGACGCGGUUGAGGAAAGUACGGACGCGGUCGAACAAGUUACGGACGCAGAUCUUACUGCGCUUUUGUCCGCCGGUUCUGACGUUAGCCCCUUCGCCGAAUCCAAUGAACCCAUCUGGGUUCCUUGUGACUCCGAUGAUGAUACCACCAGCGAGUGUGGACGCUGGGUGUACCCAAACGACGACAAUGGCUCGGGAAGCGAUGACGCCGAUGAUGACGACGAGGGAUCUGACUAUCAGGACUCUGAAGACGAUGAAGUGGAUACCGAACUCUGA